Molecule: messenger RNA, 1492 nt
Organism: Leptonychotes weddellii (Weddell seal)
Lineage: Eukaryota; Metazoa; Chordata; Mammalia; Carnivora; Phocidae
Source: RefSeq, a predicted model, not a curated record
GGCAGGGUCCUGGGGCCGCCUGGUCCUGACUCCAAAACUGAAGGGGGGCCGAAGGGAGGCAGAAGAGCUGUCAGGGUCGUGGGUCCACCUCCACACAGAGCCCAGGAGGAGGCCGCUGAGAGCGGAGGAAGUGGGCUUAUUGCACACUGUGCGUUUCGACAUUGGGACUCAACCCUCAAGAAGGAAAACCAAGUGUGGGUGUGCAUGGUACCAGGACUGAAGAGGUGAAAAGAGGGGAUCGGAGGGCCAAACGGCAGCCACCCUGUCUUUUGCUUGCCCGGCUGGCCCUUCUCCUGGGCCGGCCCCCUACCAACUUCAGGGCCUGUGGCCGGGACAGGUUCUCUUGCUGUGUUUAUUCAAGAUGAUGGAUUUGGACGUGCUUCUAUGAAGAAAUGCCACGUGUCUCAACUGGUCCAAGAACAAACAUGUCCAGACUACUGCCACCUUAGGGGACUAAGGCUUGGUGACAGCACUUCCCGGGGAAUCAGGCGUGGUCUGGCCCAGGAACAGGAAGCACAUCAUCACCAAUGACAUCAUGACAGCAAGAGAGCACAGCCCUCGCCAUGGCGCCAGGGCCCGUGCGAUGCAGCGGGCUUCCACCAUUGAUGUGGCAGCCGACAUGCUGGGCCUCUCUCUGGCCGGAAAUAUACAAGAUCCAGAUGAGCCCAUUUUAGAAUUCAGCUUAGCUUGCAGUGAGUUGCAUACUCCAUCACUAGAUCGAAAACCAAAUAGUUUUGUAGCAGUGAGCGUCACCACCCCUCCUCAGGCAUUCUGGACAAAACACGCGCAGACGGAGAUCAUCGAGGGAACCAACAAUCCUAUAUUUCUAAGCAGUAUUGCCUUCUUUCAAGACUCUCUUAUCAAUCAGAUGACCCAAAUCAAACUCUCCGUGUAUGAUGUCAAAGAUCGAUCUCAGGGAACAAUGUAUUUACUGGGUUCUGGAACAUUCAUUGUCAAAGAUCUGCUCCAGGACAGGCAUCAUAGGUUGCAUUUAACACUAAGAUCUGCGGAGAGUGACCGCGUGGGUAACAUCACCGUGAUCGGCUGGCAGAUGGAGGAGAAGUCAGACCAGCGGCCCCCUGUGACCCGGUCUCUGGACACCGUCAAUGGGAGGAUGGUUCUCCCUGUUGAUGAGAGCUUGACAGAGGCGCUGGGAAUCCGAUCCAAGUAUGCUUCGUUGCGAAAAGACACUUUACUGAAAUCGGUGUUCGGCGGCGCCAUCUGCCGCAUGUACCGGUUCCCCACCACGGACGGCAACCACCUGCGGAUCCUGGAGCAGAUGGCGGAGAGCCUGCUCUCCUUGCACGUGCCCCGGCAGUUUGUGAAGCUCCUGCUGGAGGAAGACGCAGCCAGAGUGUGUGAGCUGGAGGAGUUGGGGGAUCUGUCCCCUUGCUGGGAGAGCCUCCGGCGCCAGAUUGUCACUCAGUACCAGACCAUCAUCCUCACGUACCAGGAGAACCUGACUGACCUCCAUCAGUACAAAGGCACGUAG